Molecule: messenger RNA, 375 nt
Organism: Polychytrium aggregatum
Lineage: Eukaryota; Fungi; Chytridiomycota; Chytridiomycetes; Polychytriales
Exons: 3
Coding region: 1-375 (124 amino acids)
Source: RefSeq, a predicted model, not a curated record
AUGCCGAGUCCCUCGCGGGCUGGCUGGGCUGGCUGGGCUGUCCUCGGCGGCAGGGCCUUCUGCCCCCCCCCGCUCUGCUGUCUUGGGCUCGGUAGUGUGUCCCUGCGAGGCCGGGACCGCAGCAUCCGCACCGCGGCCGCGGCGUUCAAGCCACCACUCUCUAUCAGCCUCGCACUGGGAUACCUCCGGCUCGUCCUGCGAGUCCUUCCCAUCUCGACUGCCGCCUCGCAUUCAACCGCCAUCUGCGAUUCGCCUCUGGCCCCGAGCCUUGUCGCUUGGGUGCGCAUCGCCCUCGGCUCCAUUCGGACGACCCCGGCCUUCCGCGGCCCGUGCGGCGUGCUUUUGCCCCCGUCUGUCUGGCUCCGGUGCCGAUAA